Messenger RNA from Anopheles merus, 2382 nucleotides. RefSeq lists its product as uncharacterized. The coding region runs from base 117 to 2306 and encodes 729 amino acids. The transcript has 3 exons. The record is from RefSeq and is a predicted model, not a curated record. Lineage: Eukaryota; Metazoa; Arthropoda; Insecta; Diptera; Culicidae.
CGAAGAAAAGAACAUUUCGAUCAAAGUAGUCAUAACAGCGCGUGUGUGUACUGGGAGGAACGCCCCACAAUUAGAACAGAAGACAAACAACGAACGCGUACUAAAUUAUCCACAAAAUGAAAACGAAAUUUCCCUGCGAUGACAAUGCCCACGCCGAGCACGCUCGUUUGCUAGCCGUUUGGAGGAGUUGCGAAUACAUACGGUGCCAGCUAGAACCGGUCGCAGAAAAGCUACGGCUACAGUUCCAGCAGCAAGAUUACUGCCAUUCCGGCACGAUACCGGUGUACCUGUUUGCCAACAUCCUUGCCUGCCACCUGGGAGAAGCUGUGAGCAAGGAGUCAGUUUGUCAGCUUGCCGAAUACUUUAGCGCCUCUGCUGGCCGCACGUCGUACGAUCAGUUUUGCGAUGUUCUGUUCGGCAAAGAGAAGGGUACCCGCUCGCCCUAUGAUGGUGAUGUUCGCGACCAUCCUGACGAUCGCUUGUCCGUGUACGAACAUCGCAAGCUGGCGCUGAUGCUGAUGUCGAUCGCGAAAGCGUUGCGCUAUCGGGAGCACGUGCUAACGCCCUACUUCGAGGACUACUCGCUGACGACCAACACGGCACCGUACUGCACGGUACGGUAUGCGACACGCGUGCUUUACUUUUUGGGAGUAACGCUCGCCAAGCCGGACACCGUUCUGCUCGUAAAGCGCUUCUCGACCAAUGGGCAUAAUUUCAACUACAAAGCAUUUAUCGACGAGAUCGAUCGGCUGGUUCGCUAUCUGGAUGCGCACGACGGUGCACUCGACCGGGAGAAGGAUGAUGCGGCAGUGCCACCGAAAAUCAUACACACCCACCUGCCCAAGGUGGAUCGUACCGAGAUUGGUACCGUACCGUUGGCCACCCUGCUGGGUAAGCGUUUCGCUUUCCAUCCCUGUUUGGAUGCGGCCCGGCGGGACUAUGGGCUGGAGGAACUGCUUUCGCGCAUACAGCGGCACAUUUGGAAUGGGUCGAUCGGUGCGAAGGACUUUUUCCAGCCGUACGAUCCGCAGCGCUGUGGAUGGAUGGCCAAGAGCACCUUUAUCCGCUGCCUGGACGUGAUAGGACUUUCGCCCCUCGAUCGAUUGCCGUUGAAUGAGCGGGAAAUUAAGCAGCUUUGCAAACGAUACGCUGACCCGAAGGAUCCUUGCAAAGUACACUGGACGGCUUUUGUCGACGAAAUGGAGCGGGUGUUUACGGAGAAGCAUCUGGACAAGGGAGCGUUCAAGCAGAUCGAAAGUCCUCCACAGGCGGUGAAGAAUUUACCGCACCCUGGGAAGGAAGAGCUGGCCGAGGACGCACUCCACGAAGCUGAGCGGGUUGUACGUGAGCUGAAGCGCAAAAUCGCCUGCAAAAGCAUAUUGAUCGAGCCACCGUUCCAAGAUUUCGAUACGCAUCGUAACGGUCACGUUAGCUUCAGUCAAGCUCGGGAAGUGUUUUCCAUGUGUGCCGUGCAUCUGGAGGAGCGGGAAGCUUUCCUCCUGGAAAAGCUGUACGGUGACGCAUUGGGCUUUGAUUACAAUCAAUUCCUAAAGGAUGUUGGAGUGACGGUUCCAGCCGAUGAGAACAGCACACUGCCGUAUCGAAAAAUUAUCGAAAUGAUCAACAAAGACCAAACGGGACCGGCAGAACCGAAGCCCUGGGAGCGAGAUAUCGUUCGAGUGCUGGCAAAGGUGAAGGCCCAAACCGUGCGGCGCCGGUUACGGUUGGUAGAUUUUAUGGAUGGAUUUGAUCCGCUAAACCACCACCGUAUCAGUGAUGAGCAGUUCUGCCGAGGACUGUCAACGGCCAGCGUUCAGCUGACUCCGAACGAGAUGCAGCUGCUGUGCGAGCUGUUCCGCACACCCACCUGCCAGACGGUGGACUACAGGCGGUUCUGUGAUACCGUUGCCGAAGUCGACUAUCAACCGUACCUGGAGCGAGCCCCGCUGCUGGUACCGUGCAGCCAUUUUCCGGCCGACGAGCAGCCGGUCAAUUUUCUUAACUUCCACGAGCGAACCAUCCUGUCCAAGGUGCUGCAGAAGCUCGCCCGCCAUGCGGACAUUGUGUCGAAUUUGGGCUCGCUGCUGAAAGAUUUCGACCGGCAGCAGAUCGGACACGUGAGCCGAAACCAACUGUUGCGCGCGUUCGCAACGCGUGACCUGCACACACGCAUCUCGAGCCGCGAGUUCGAGACGCUGUGCAAGUAUUUUGCGGUGGAAGUUGGCUAUCGACAGGAAGUUAACUACCGUGCGCUGCUGGACGCAUUGGAUUAUUUGUACGAAAAUCGAGAAGUUCAUCCAUUUUAAGCACGUUUUAUUCUGUCAAAUGAAGAUUGUUAUACCUGCAAGAUGUAUAGAAUGGAUUUUUAUUAGAAAACACUAA